UAGUAACAGUGGUCUAGUGACAUGAUGAUUGUUGACAGAGCUCUGUUGGAAUGAGCUUGUAGAAGCUUGUACGACUAUAGAGAGUUUGUAUGCUGAUAUCUGGAAUUUUGUUUAGAAAAUUUCGAAAAUUGUUCUACGAUAGAAAUUGUUUGAAGAAUUUAUUCUAAAGUUAGUUUUGAUUUCAUCGGACGAUCCACCAUAGGGAGAUAUCGUGAGAAGAACAAAAUGAGUGGAAGAUCACAAAUGACGGCGAUGAAUGGAAAAAGGCUAUCUACGAUGCCUGCCAAACAUCAACCUGAAACUGUAGCUCAGCAUUUCGACUUGAUUAAAUAUAUAUUUGAUUCUUGGAACUCCGUAUCAAAAGAAUUAGACAUGUGUAACCAACCGCAUUUGAAUUCUUCGAGUUAUAGGAAUGGCAUUACCGUUACAUAUUAUCAAGAGCACGAACCUAAUCCUAAACUUAAAGAUUUUGAGCCAUUUGAUCUGGAAGCCUGGUGGGGAAAGCGCGUAGUUCAAAAUAUUACCAGGAAUUCGAGCUCCUAGUGCCAGGCCGAAACUGUUGGUUACAAUCGAACGUUUUCAAACAGACAUAAGAAGCAGAAAA
Molecule: messenger RNA, 604 nt
Organism: Polistes dominula (European paper wasp)
Lineage: Eukaryota; Metazoa; Arthropoda; Insecta; Hymenoptera; Vespidae
Product: MAPK regulated corepressor interacting protein 2
Source: RefSeq, a predicted model, not a curated record